AUGCCAACUCAGGAAGCCACUCCAGGAACCCAGUCAGAGGAGAGCAAUGCUUUGGACCUGCCAUCAGUUUAUUAUGUAAGGGAUUAAGUGUUGCAGAGACCCAGGUAGGAGGACAACAGUGAGAAUUUUAGUUCUGAGGAAGCCCUGUCUAUUCCUUGCUCUUCUGAUGUGGAUCCAGCCUUGUGGCUGACAGGGUCUCGGUGUUCCGGUCUGGUGUCAGGCCUCAGCCUCUGA
Molecule: messenger RNA, 234 nt
Organism: Kogia breviceps (pygmy sperm whale)
Lineage: Eukaryota; Metazoa; Chordata; Mammalia; Artiodactyla; Physeteridae
Product: shieldin complex subunit 1-like
Exons: 1
Biological process (GO): positive regulation of isotype switching; positive regulation of double-strand break repair via nonhomologous end joining; negative regulation of double-strand break repair via homologous recombination
Cellular component (GO): site of double-strand break
Source: RefSeq, a predicted model, not a curated record